Molecule: messenger RNA, 2432 nt
Organism: Closterium sp. NIES-67
Lineage: Eukaryota; Viridiplantae; Streptophyta; Zygnematophyceae; Desmidiales; Closteriaceae
Source: the annotation of a GenBank genome assembly
CACAGCAUCAUAAAGCCUCGGCAAACAGCCUCAUUCCGCUAGAUGCUAGAUCUGCCCGACUAAUCAUACUUUAGGACGAUCGGUCAUUUACUUUCAGUCAAACGCCAAAACAGGUAAUAGUGAGGAGGACAGAGACUUGAAAAUCCUUUCACGACAAGGCAAUAUCGCCUGUUGCAAUUUCGAGGGAGCCGUCUACAGGGACUCGUGCGUCCACUGACUCAUCAGCCGAAUCAACGCCAGUAACAGUACUGUCUUUCCUGUCUUUCCUCAACGGAGAUGGCAUCCCGUCGAAAGCAACUUCAGUUAUGGCUGCCGCUUGGGCUACUCUCAGCGCUUCUCGCGCUUUCCUCCGCGGCCCAUUCCUCCAAGCACUCGCGCAAAGCUGGACAUUGGCCCGUGAAAUUAUCCGCCGGUAGCGCGGACGUCGCGCAUCACAGAUCUUCCAGACCAGAAGACAUGUUACCCUCGGAUUUCGGGGGUAGAUUCCGGCUCCCCCACGAGCCCCUCGCGACGACCUCGUCUGUGACUACGCCGCACGAGGUCGCGAUCGCGCGCGCUAUAGUCACACCCGCUGAGGCCGUGUCAUUCCAGUCAACGCAGUCAACGAAGGCAACGCAAUCUACCAGCAGCAUAAAGAGCCCGAGCCCACCGAAGAGCCCGACCAAGGGUGCAGCUACGGCGGGCAAUACCAAGAGCCUUCCCAAGGGGGCGAAUAACAAGAGUCCGCCUAAGGGAUCCAGCUCCCCCAAUAAUCCCCCGAAGCCGAUUGCCGGCGGGGCCUCAGCCAAGAAGCCCCCGCAGCAAGCUUCCAAGAGCCCCCCGAAACCGAACCCGCGCUCUCCGUCCGCUCAGAAGUCCCCCGCGCAGAAGUCUCCCCCGCGCCCGCCCAGCAGCAAGUCCCCCGCCCAGCAGGCUCCCGCUCCCCCUAAGAAGAGCCCCCCCGCCCCCCUGGGCGGGAAAGCGAAUCUUGAGUCGACGCAGGCGGCAAGCGGAGCCGGAGCGAGCGGAAGUACCGGAAGCACCGGGGGAACCACUUCAGGAGGCGGUACCACUAGCGCCAAGAACGUCACUGCAUCGAACAAGUCCCCCGUUAGCAGCACGGCGUCUAACAGCACCUCGGGGAAUUCCACCGCGAGCGGUAAUGGCACCUCCGGGGGCACUACGAACAGCACCGGCAGCACGGGCACAUCGGGUAACACGGGCGUUACAGGCAACACGAACAGCACGGGCAACAGCACCUCUAACAGUACCGGAAGUGGCAAUGGCAGUGGCAGUGGCAGUGGGAACUCGACCAGCGGGACCGGAAGCGGGAGCAGCGGGGGGAACUCCACCAGCGGAAGCGGAAGCGGAAGCGGAAGCGGGAGCAAUUCGACGGACACCCCGUUUGUGUGGAAGAUCCCGAAGCGGAAGCCGUCGCCGGGGGUUGACACGUCGUUCGACAAGUACUUCAAGUUCCCCGACUGGUGCAAGGAGACCAACUGCCGCAAGGCGCCCAACGGCACUGUCACCCUCUCCGCCACCAAUAACUCCGUGGGCGUCUUCCACUCGAAAGACUACUUCAAGUACGGCGUGUACACCCUGCGCAUGAAGCUGCCGAGCAACUACUCGGGCGGCAUCAUCCCGUGCUUCUACCUCAUCUCGCCGGGCCCGCAGGGGUACACUGACAUCCACGAUGAGAUCGACUUCGAGUUCAUCGGGGGGGAGACGCCCGGCAGCAUCACCAUCCACACCAACCUUAUAACGGGCGGCCAGGUCAAGCUGGAGCAAUUCCGCUUCCCCUUCGACCCGUCGGCGGACUUCCACACAUACUCGAUAGUGUACUCCCCGCUGUACAUCAUGUGGAUGAUCGACGACUACCCGAUUCGCAUCACCACGAACGACACCAGCCAUCCGUUCCCCACGCUGCCCAUGGAGUUCAAGGCCUCGAUAUGGGACUCCUCAUCGUGGAGCUGGCUCAAGGCCAACUACAGCAACGGCCCCAUCCAGUCGCAGUACCGCGAGUUUGACUUCUCCCGGUCCUGCCAGAUGCCCCCGGACCUCUCGGAGCCGCCGUGCCUGCGCCUGCGCUCCUCCAAGCAUGCCCCAUGGCUGGCCAAGAUGACCCUGCCGCAGAUUAGGCAGGAAAGGGCGUUCAAGAAGUACUAUACCAAGACCAUCUACCCUUGGUCUGAGGCCAAGUGAGAAAGGGGAGUGCACUGCUGAGGGCAGGGCCUUCUCUCAGCCUUGUUCUCGUAUGGUCAUGGUUUUCUCUUGGACGUAUUAGGUGGUCAUCUUGUGCAAUAGGGGAGCUUGGCUGCUUGGGGACUUGGUUAUAGCUCACGUAUUCUAUCCUAUCAGCUUGAUGGGAGGAUACGUGUAUGCCUUGUCUAAAGCGAAUAAGGGUCUGGGAUGUCAUUACAAGUGCAUGAAAUAAAUCAAGUGUUCUAAAUGCC